GGUCGUCAGCAAAGGACGUGCGUCGUGGCGAAUACAUUUACUGGGUGCAAAUCGCAGCGGAGCGUGCGGCGUGCGUAAGUCCGGAAUUCCCUUUAACUUUUCGCAAAACAACUAAAAGUCCGUGCAGCAAGUGCAAACGGCAGUCCUCGCCGAAGUAACUCAUUAAACAGUUUACGCAGACAAGAUAAAUACGCACAAUAAAUGCGAGGCACAAGGCAAACAUAAUUAAUUACGCCGCUGUGAAGUGAGUGCGUGUGUUGAAAAAAUCAAAAUUAAUUGCAUUUCAAGCGUUUUUAAAUACGCAUCGAGUGCCGUUGUCAAUCGGCUGGAUUUUCUGCGGUUUCACUGGAGCGAGCAUAAACAACAGAACUCCGAGCUCAAGUGAAGUGUUGUGAGAGUGGCCAGCGUUUCGGUGGGUCGCUUGUUGUGCGCGCAAUUUCCGGUUUCCGUUUCCGCCGGAGCAACGUCCGUGUCCGGCCGACUAGGCACAACAUUAAUUUGCCAACGCCGAAGAGUAAUAACAGCUCGCAUAAAAACCCCAGUUUUUUGCCCAAAAACAAACAAGACAGAAAGUGCUAGGGUUUGUUUGAGGAGUAGACUUUAGUCCCCAGAGUAACUUAGGAAAAUAUUUAAAUACUCGGAGCGCAAGUGAAUCUAUAUCUUCUGGUUCUGCAAAGUGAUACCUAGUUAACAGAUUCCUCUACAAAUAGUACACAUGUGCCAACCUGAAAGCUGAGCGGUUUCGGACGGGAAUACGUCGCAUAGGAAAAUCCAUACCAACGAACCCUGGACAAGUGAUGAAGUCAUGAGACCGACAUUCGAUCGACGCCUCUGGAUAUUAUUGUUCAUUAUUUCAGUACAAUGUACCACCUAUACACAACCACAGAAUAUCAACGCCAAGUCAGUGCAGAAAACAAAGCCCUCCGAGCACCGGGAAGCCUUCAGCAGGAGCAGGAGCAGCAGCCCCAGCUGGCCCAGCAUAUCAGUCGGGUCGGCCGAGGAUGCAGUUGACCACCGCGGCGGUGGUAAGCCGGCCAAAUGCGGCAAAAACUGCCAAAAGACCAAGGUCAAGUGGGCCAAGUGGCGGGCGCAGGAGAAGCCGCACCACCAGGCCCACCGCGCCCUGCUGCACAAGGAGGCCAGGCAGAGGCAGCGCCGCGAGACGGAGGAGGACGAGCUGGACUCCCUGCUGCCGGCCAGCUCGACCAGCACCUCCACAGCGGUGGCCACCACAGUCCAGGCCACCAGCACGAGUUCCCUGGCCACCAGGAGCUCGGCCCACAACGAAACCAAGGCCAAGCGGCCGCGGUCCACGCUCCACCUGGCGCCCGAGGACCUGCAGCCCAAGCCCAAGGAGCCGGUGAUCAUCAUCGACGACGUGGAGGAGUUCGACAGCGGAACCAGCACCAGCGACCUGAUCGCGCGGAAGAGCCGCGAGGAGGCGGAGGAGGAGGAGGACGAGGGUCCGCUGGAGCCCAGGGUCCUGCCCCUGCGACCAGUGCCGCCAAACCCCUACGAGGCCGAGGAGAUGUCCGUGGUCUACGCCGAGCAGCACUCCGAGAUCAAGCUGAUGUGCGAGGUGGACCUGGACAUCGCCACCAGCAUGUGGUACAAGAACGGCCAGGUGGUCCACGCCAUGGACCGCACCGCCCGCGUCACCGACUACCGCUUUAUCAAGGAGGCUAAUGGCGCGCUAACCAUCACCAACGUCAUGCUCGAGGACGACGGCAAGUGGCAGUGCGAGGCGGAGAACACGAGGCGCUACACGGAGAACGCCCGACCCGUCAAGCUGGUCGUCCUGGAUCGCCCCAAGCCGCCGUAUCUGCUGAUCGACUCCCGCCGCCUGGACGCCAGCAACCUGUUCGUGCCCGUGAAGGAGAACUCCGAGCUGAACCUGGCCUGCGUGAGCGAGGGCGGCAACCCGCGACCCUCGCUCACCUGGGAGGUGCUCCUCAGCCCCGGCGUGGACCGGCACGCCCAGAAGGUGUCCGCCGAGGUCCUGGAGCUGGAGGAGAUCAAGGGCGAGAAGAUCGACAAGGACGGCUACAAAAUCAACAGUGGGGCGAAGAGCGAGGCCCGACUUCCCGCGGUCUAUAGAGCCCAUCAUAACGCUCGGAUCCUGUGCGUCAUGGAGCAUCCCACGCUGAAAAUUCGACAAAACGCCUCGCUUCUGCUGGAUGUGCAGUACACGCCCUCCUUCGCCAUAUCCCGCACACCUGGCUUCGGCUAUCCGCUCCGCGAGGGCAUCGAGGUCAGCCUCAAGUGCGACGUCGACUCCAAUCCCCCGAGCACUCCGCGCUGGCAGAAGGACGACGGUGACACGCCGGUGCCGCAAACGGGCGAUGGAUUCCUCAACUUCACAUCGAUAAGGCGCGAGCAUUCCGGCUGGUACAAGUGCACGUCCCGGCACCUCAACUUCCAGUACUCGUCGAUUGGCUAUUACCUCAGCGUGCGAUUCGAUUCGGUGGAUGUGACCUCGGAGCCGGAUGAUCAGGAUGUUUCCGUGGCAGCUGCCUCGCACAACCCCAACAAGGGCCAGCUGGAAGUGCAGUUGGGCGGAGCGGUAACCCUGCAGUGUCCUCAAGGCUCCCUGGGCUGCUGGUCGCACUUGGACCCCAUUUCGGCCCGGUUGCGUGGCCUUGGCUACGGCAGCAGCCAGCCCACGGGCCAGUUCUCGCUGAAGGACGUCAUGUACCAGGACGCGGGCAUGUACAAGUGCGUGGGCCAGUCACCCACCAACAAGAAGAAGCUGGAGGUCUUGCAGAGCGUCACGGUCUCCGUGAAGGGCGCUCCCACAGUGACGGCCCUGAAUGCCACGCCCAUCGCCUAUCCGGGAUCGCCGCUGCACCUCAACGUGGAGUUCUGCGCCAAUCCUCCGGCCCACGCCGCUCGUUGGUUGCACGGAGAUCGGGUGUUCACGCCCGGAAACCAGUACGGCAGUACGGUGCUGGCCUACGCGGUGAAGGAUCUGCCCACGCCGUUCUGCAAGGAGGCGCGACUGACCUACGUCAGCAUGCACGAACGGGUUCCGAGGACCUUCUACUUCGUGGUGUCCACGCCAGGUGGCGUUGCCGAGGCGGUUUUCAAUGUCAACUUCACCAAGCGCCACCGACAGCUGUCGAACUCCAUCGACGACGACGAGGAGGAGGAGCUGAACCAGCCGGAGCAGAUCCACUUUCCCGUCUUCAAUGGCAGUCCCGCCAACGGGCGUGGCUGGUGGGCGGUGGUCUCGGCCCUGGUCUUAGCCCCCAUAUUUAGAAACAGUCAUUAGAUUAGGCCGGAUGGUGUGCGAAAGAUAGUUGAGUGAAUGAUUUCUUUGGGAGUGACUGACGCGCGUUUAUUACACCGAUUGUUCUAUGUAAUCUAACCCCUAUGGCUAAGCAUACGUAUGGAUUUACCCAAUUACUCGACAUUACCACGUGGACUAUGCUACACAACUACUACUCUAUAUAGCAAUACAUAUGUGCAUCUGUAACCGAUUUAGCCAAGCAUCAAAAUUGCCGUAGGCUAAGACCCCAGGCCCAUCAGUAUCCUUACAACCACUCUUCUAGAAGCCUGGAAAGGAUUCAACUCUUUAUCCCUAAGCUCUUCGAAUAUUUUACUAUAACCCCUAGCUGUAACGGUAACUUUAACCUUAACCUUAUCGCUGUAUGUCAAUGUGUAUGAGUGUGCGCUUAACUUAAAUGCCAAAGCCAGAUAUCGUAAGGAAAAGUUUACAAUUCUUUGGGAAAACAUUGUUAAAAGUUGAUUAUUACGAAUACUUUAAGUUCCUUUUCGAUAAAGAAGAGAGAUCGAGGAAGUGACUGAUUUUGUUAAAUAUUUUGAAAAUGUUUAGAACUAAAAGCACGAGGAGAAGAACCUAUAGUUUAAAAUGUAUAUGAAGAAGUGAAAGACGAAGUAAUACUUACCAGGCACGAACAAAUUCCUUCCAUUUGAAAAGUUUGCCAAGAGCAAAGAAACUGUAAGAUAUUUUGGAAACGAAAUUAAGCGAAUGAUCAAAAGAGUUUUAACCUAAACAAAUUGGGUUCUAUUAAGCAUUAAAUCGCACCUUUUCGUUUCUUAUGAUUUUCCAAUCGUUUGAAAGGACCAAAAAAAAUCGUUUCCAUUUACUACGAAUAUUUUUUUAACACAAAGUAAGCAUUCAUAAGUAUAGCCCCAAGAACAAAUGAGAGACCCUCCACAUAAGCGAUAAUUGUAUAUACAUAUAUGUUCAAGUAGAGAAUUGCUCAACCCAAAAGAGAAAACCUAAAAUAUACAAAUACUAUAUAAAAUGUGUUAAAUGUUGUUUGAAAGCAAAAAUAAAUCGAUUUAAAUAUCAUACGUAGCAGUUCCACGAGUAAAUUAUACAGUAUUGUAUGUAACAUAACAGACCACACGGCAACUUAAACGUUCGAUUACCAGCUAUUGUACAUUAUUUCAGUUCAAAGACCAGCAAAGAGCCAGCAAAGUCGAUUGCUUGCCACCGAAUUUUUUGUACAAAGCCCAAGCUUUUGUAAUUUAUUUCUUAGACGAUCUAAGCUUCAGAUUAUUCUAUAUCCUAUGCGCAAUACAUACAAAUAUAUAUCGAUAGGCUAAGCGAUCAGUGUAAAAACCAGAAGUACUUAGAAGAACCUAACGCCAAUUUAGCAGCAGAAAUUAAACUUGCAGAGUUCAAAGAAUUCUGGCGAAGAGCAUUGUAAAAUGAUAAGUUUAAAUUGAGGUUACAUUAAUCAUUAAUGCGAAUACGCGUAUAUAGAGGAGUAUGCCCGCCAGCAUACCUAUAUGUGUGUACCCUAUGUAUAGUUCAGUUUAGUGAUUUAGUGAUUUCGCUCCCUGGGUUUAUUGUCAGCAAAAAAUUGCGAAUUGUAAGAACAAAGCAAGCAACAAACACGUCGUCAUGUUAACUAACAAAUAACUUACUAAACAAGUGAAUGGUCACAGUGCGUACUGUAUUUAUGAUUCAUUGUGUUGGUAAUAUUUACAAAAUAUUAUUUAUAACGAAGCCAACAAACAACAAACAGACAUAUAUAACUAAAGAAGUACUAGCUAUAAGUGCAACACAACCCGAAUGUGGCAAAUUAAUUUUAAACCAAUGAGUAAUUACGAUACGAGAGACAGAAUGUUCAUCUGUAGUGCAAAAUGUUUGGAUAAGCGAGACGGGACACUAAUAACCCAUAAAAUUACGAAUACAAAUACAAGUACGAAAUACAACAAUACGUGUUACAAUAAGCAGAAACGGUUUACAUAUAUAAGUCAUAGGCCCAAGAGAAAUGUAAGCAACCACCACCAACAACAACCACAAGGAAAUCACUUUUAGCCGUAAACGAGGCCUCUGAGAGGGCCAGAAUCUCCAGGAUGGGAGUGGAUGCAGCACCGAGCCGACAGCAGAAUCAAAAACUACUCUUAAGCGACCCUGUUCACUGCCCAGCAAUGCAAUAACUCCGGGUUCUUGGCCAGGGUCAGGCCAUCCGGCCAGCCAACUGCGUUUAAGCCAACAUCGCAGGGCAAGUGGCCAGGUGAGGGGCGGGCAUGGGGCAGGGGCAGGGGCAGGAAGGUCUGGUCGGGGCAGCCUGCCGAGGAAAUUUACAAGUUUAAGUGACAAAGCAACAAAACAAAAUAGCCAAUUUAGCAUAAAGUAAAACACAGGCCGAGAGAAUGCAAAUAAAAAUGCAGAUAAAAAUGAAGGGCGAGGGGAGCGGCCAACAGAGAGCAAACAGAAACAAGCGAACACCACACACAACACAGAGAAAUGAAAAUGAACAUGGAAUAAAAUUUAAACGCAGAGAAAUGCAACAAAAA
This is a messenger RNA of Drosophila suzukii, 5778 nucleotides long. It is a transcript of the gene tei, whose product is annotated as irregular chiasm C-roughest protein teiresias. The record is from RefSeq and is a predicted model, not a curated record. Gene Ontology annotation, biological process: cell-cell adhesion. Gene Ontology annotation, molecular function: cell adhesion molecule binding. Gene Ontology annotation, cellular component: cell-cell junction; plasma membrane. Lineage: Eukaryota; Metazoa; Arthropoda; Insecta; Diptera; Drosophilidae.